AUGGUCCAAUUGGCUCCUCGCCGUCGCCAUCUACCUUGUCCACACGCCUUCACUCCCAUCAAGGAAAUGGAUGAUGCAUAUCAACUGGGUAGCGGUACCUUUGGCCGAGUCCUGACCACCACCUAUGUACCCUACGCAUUCAAAGCCGUAAGACGAACCCGCAACAUCCCGAUUCUCAAAGCCGAGUUCAGAUGGACCCAAGCAGUUCACAAUGCGCUCAAAGACCAUGACUGCAUUGGUGCACCCAGCGCUGUGGCGUUUAUUGAUGGAGCAGACCCAGCCACCCUUGUCAACAUUCCAGAGUUGUUCACCGAAGACUUACUGGAAGGUUGUGAUCAGGAAGUCACAUCAGUCCUAAUCUCUGACCGUGUGUAUCCUAUCCCGAGAAAUUUGCGCAAGAAGAUCGUCGACAUGUUUUGUCCAGAGGCUGUCAAAUCGGACAUCCGCUCAAAGUCAUUCAUUGCAAGAAUAUAUUUAGGCCGGCAAGAUAUUCACGGAAGGACUGCACCCCAGAGAUUCUUUAGUACUUACAAUUUCGCCUUAACUGAAACAAAAGCACGGAAGCUUCACUUACCAGUAGAAGAGUACGCCAACACAAUGGGAUUUCUACUUGCUCGACUUCAUUUUAUUGUUGGCACGGAUGGACGCGACUUGGAGAUAGUCUUAGGCAUGGCCAACAAUUCACUAAAACCUAAAAUCCACGUCAUAGACUGCAACCAAUUUCGAACUUUUUCAGGCGCUGCUGAUGAAGUUCCCAAUCUUGUGGACGCAGUUAUCACCAACGACCCCUACUUUCCACGGCAAGGAAUCUUGUUCGGUGGCAUGAUAGAUUCUUACAUAGCUGAAGUUGAAGCUAUUGCUGCACCUAACAAAACUGCCGACAUCCUCACAGUUGCGCAUGACUUUGUUACACAACUGCGUUUUGCGUUGGAUGUCUCCAGUGCGCUUUGA
Molecule: messenger RNA, 951 nt
Organism: Puccinia graminis f. sp. tritici CRL 75-36-700-3
Lineage: Eukaryota; Fungi; Basidiomycota; Pucciniomycetes; Pucciniales; Pucciniaceae
Exons: 4
Coding region: 1-951 (316 amino acids)
Source: RefSeq, a predicted model, not a curated record